This is a messenger RNA of Varanus komodoensis (Komodo dragon), 7169 nucleotides long. It is a transcript of the gene PHF2, whose product is annotated as PHD finger protein 2. Gene Ontology annotation, molecular function: histone demethylase activity; transcription coregulator activity. The record is from RefSeq and is a predicted model, not a curated record. Gene Ontology annotation, biological process: protein demethylation; regulation of transcription by RNA polymerase II. NCBI's taxonomy places the organism in Eukaryota, Metazoa, Chordata, Lepidosauria, Squamata, Varanidae.
AAGGACAUUACAAGGAAAGGGCUACAUUUCGGAGUGUUUAUGAAAAGCCUCAGUACUGUACUGUCACCAGGGGGCAUGCAAUAGAAUGCAUUUCGUCCAACAUUUGGAAUAAUGAUCAUUUAGCAACCACCGCGACCACCACCACUACGACCAAAAAAAAUAAAAAAUAAAAAAGCUCCAGUGAGCUUUGGAGCCCGCGCCAAGCAGAGGAGCCAUGCAGCCAAACUUUCAGGAACCCCUUGGUUAUUUUUCUGACAUUGCGAGCUCGCCCUUGAGGAUGGCUUAUUGAAUUCUCCGGGUUUUGUUUUGCGCUCUAAAAAAAUCCUUUCCACCUCUCCUGCCGCCUCUGGCCCUGGCAGAUUUGCUUUCCUUCGGCAAAAGAGGAGAGAAGCAGGCAAGCUACCUAGCAGCAAAGAAGCCGCAGCAAGACGCCCUGCCUUCUUGCUUGUCUCCGCGCUCGCUCGCUCGCUCGCGCUCUCUCUCUCGCACACACGGCUCGCUUGCCUUGGGAGUCCAGUGUUGUUUUGAAGGGAGCUAACAUGGCGACGGUGCCCGUCUAUUGCAUCUGUAGGCUGCCCUACGACGUAACCCGCUUCAUGAUCGAGUGCGACGCCUGCAAGGACUGGUUUCACGGCAGUUGCGUCGGUGUAGAAGAAGAGGAGGCACCAGAUAUUGAUAUCUACCACUGUCCAAAUUGUGAGAAAACCCACGGAAAGUCCACUUUGAAAAAGAAAAGAAAUUGGCAUAAACAAGAUACUGGUCAAACUACAGAAGUCAAACCUGUUCAGAAUGGUAGUCAGGUCUUCAUUAAGGAACUUCGAAGUCGAACAUUCCCCAGUGCUGAAGAUGUGGUAAUAAAAGUGACUGGAAGCCAGCUAACAGUUGAGUACUUGGAAGAAAAUGGAUUCACAGAGCCUAUUCUCAUUCCGAAGAAGGAUGGUCUGGGCUUAUCCGUGCCUGCACCAACAUUUUAUGUUAGCGAUGUUGAAAACUAUGUUGGACCAGAAAGAAGUGUUGAUGUGACUGAUGUCACCAAGCAGAAGGACUGCAAGAUGAAGUUAAAGGAAUUUGUUGAUUAUUAUUACAGCACCAACAGAAAAAGAGUUCUCAAUGUAAUUAACUUGGAAUUUUCAGAUACGAGAAUGUCCAGCUUUGUAGAGUCUCCUGAUAUUGUUAAAAAACUUUCUUGGGUGGAAAAUUACUGGCCUGAUGAUGCUUUGUUGGGAAAACCAAAAGUGACCAAAUACUGUCUGAUCUGUGUGAAGGACAGCUACACAGAUUUUCACAUAGACUCUGGUGGAGCCUCUGCCUGGUACCACGUCCUGAAAGGAGAAAAAAUAUUUUAUCUCAUCAAGCCAACCUCUGCGAACAUUUCCCUCUAUGAGCGCUGGCAGUCAGCGGCGAAUCACAGUGAAAUGUUUUUUGCUGAUCAAGUUGAUAAGUGUUACAAAUGCACAGUUAAACAGGGACAAACACUUUUUAUCCCAUCAGGGUGGAUUUAUGCAACUUUAACCCCGGUGGACUGCCUAGCCUUUGCAGGACAUUUCCUACAUAGCCUAAGUGUUGAAAUGCAGAUGAGAGCAUAUGAAGUUGAAAGACGAUUAAAAAUUGUCAGCUUAACCCAGUUUCCGAACUUUGAAACGGCAUGUUGGUACACAGGAAAACACCUGCUAGAGUCAUUUAAAGGAUUGCACAAAGCUGGAAAGCAGCCUCCUUCCCAUUUAGUCCAGGGAGCAAAAAUUCUAAAUGGUGCUUUCAGGUCUUGGACUAAAAAGCAGGCUUUAGUGGACCAUGAAGAUGAACUCCCAGAACAUUUUAAACCAGCACAACUCAUUAAGGACCUUGCCAAAGAAAUAAGAUUAAGUGAGAACGCAUUGAAAGUCAACAAACCUGAAGUAGGGGCCAGCGUGAAUGUUGAGGAGGUUAGCCCUGUGGAGAAAGAAGAAAUCCCGUCACCAGCCCCACGGACGCCUCCACCCCCGCCGCCGCCACCAUCGCCACCUCCACCACCUCCACAAGUCGAAAAAGCUCCCAAGAAAAAGACACCGAAGGGAAUGAAAACACCCAAGCCCUCCAAGCUUGCCAAACCUCCCAAGCCUCCAAAACCACCUAAGCCCCCCAAGCCCCCCAAACCUCCCAAGACACCAAAAGUAAAGGGGGAAGGGAAGAAAAAAGGCAAGAAAGCAAAAGAAGCGCCUUCACCUGCCAUUCCUAACUUAGACCUUCUUGAGGCACACACAAAAGAGGCCCUAACAAAGAUUGAAACACCAAAGAAGGGAAAGGCUGCCAAGAAUGCUUUGAGUACACCUAAUAAAGAACCUGCUGAUAAACAGAAUGAGGCAGAAAAGUUUGAAAUCCGGGAGCAGAAUAAGACCAAAACAGAAGCUAAAUGGAAGUAUAAGAACAGUAAACCUGAUUCAUUACUGAAAAUGGAAGAGGAGCACAAAUUGGAGAAGACACCAUUAUCAGGAAACAAGGACAAUAAAUUUAUGUUUUCCUUCUCCAACAAGAAACUAUUGGGUUCAAAGGGAGUAAAAACUCAGGUGAAUCCUGGUAUAUUUGGAUCUCUUCAAAAUUUCAAAGAAGAUAAAACAAAACCUGUGAAAGAUGAAUAUGAGUACGUCUCAGAUGAUGGAGAACUGAAAAUAGAUGAAUUUCCGAUUAGAAGAAAGAAAAACACCACAAAACGUGAUUUGCCCUUUUUAACAGAUAAGAAAGAAACCACACAGCAUACACCAGUUAAGAAGCCAAAGGUGGAAUCAGUAUUGUACAAGAGUGAUGACUCAUCAGAUGAAGAUUCUCUCCACAUUGAUACUGAGGCCAAGCCAGGGCGCAAUUCUAAGGUGAAGAAAGAGACUGGAAGUUCAGCAGGCAUUCUGGAUCUUUUACAGGCGAGCAAGGAAGUUGGGGGCUUGGAGUACAACACUAACAGUCAGCCACCGGCAUCUCCCAGCACCCAGGAAGCGAUCCAAGGAAUGUUGUCAAUGGCUAAUCUUCAGUCUUCAGAUUCCUGCCUGCAGCCUUCAUGGGGCACUAACCAAGCUAAGCAUAAUUCUGUUUCUGCCCCGAACUCCAAAAAAAACGGAAGCAGCAACAGCAAAAGUGCAGGCAAGAGGUUGCUGAAGAAGAGUGCAAAAAACAGCAUUGAUGUUGAAGAUUACGAUGAGGACCAGGAUCACUUAGAUGCCUGUUUUAAGGAUUCUGAUUAUGUUUAUCCCUCCCUUGAAUCAGAUGAAGAUAAUCCAGUAUUUAAGUCGCGAUCAAAGAAAAGGAAAAGUUCUGACGAUGCACCAUAUAGUCCAACAGCAAGAGUUGGCCCAUCAGUACCUCGACAAGACAGACCAGUCCGAGAAGGUACAAGAGUUGCCUCCAUUGAAACCGGGCUGGCAGCAGCAGCUGCCAAGUUAUCCCAGCAGGAGGAGCAAAAGGGCAAGAAGAAGAAGAACACCAAAAAGAAAUUAUCACCGAACAAUGCAAAUAAACUCCCUCAGGAAGGCAGCUCUCCUGAACCCAAGCUGGAGUCCCACAGCAGCAGUUUAGCAGACCACGAGUACACUGCUGGCGCAAGCACAUUUGGGGUCGCCCAAGUAAACAGAGGCUCUCAGCCCAUGGCCCCAGGAGUUUUCCUCACGCAGCGGAGGCCCUCAUCAUCGUCACAGAAUAAUGCAGCUGCCAAAGGGAAACGUACAAAAAAAGGCAUGGCCACAGCUAAGCAAAGGCUUGGAAAGAUUUUGAAAAUCCAUCGGAACGGGAAACUUCUCCUCUAAAACUUGGCCACAGUUGGAACUGUUUCAAAGUUCAGAAUGUCCUGAGCUGACCCUAACUCUUCAACUCUUGAAGGACUUCUUCAGUAGUAUUGUGCAACAUCUUAGGGACAAUACCAGUUAACUUUUUGCCACCACUUUAAUAAAUUGUUUUUAACUUUCAGCAGUUAAACAUGUACAGAAUACUGCUAUAAAUAUUUUUUAAUAUAGAUGUCCUUUCUCAAAUUGCUGAGAGUGACUAGUUCGCAAAAAGUUAAUACUCCAAGACACUGAGGAUCAUUCCAGUUUUAGGAAAGUAUCCCUUUAACUUGUUUUUAAGUGAAGAAAAAGCCGUUGUUUUUAACAGUAUGCACAUUAAUUUCAGUUGUCCUUCAUUUAUCAAAUCUGCACGAAUUUUAAAGAGGUAUCUGGUUAAGCAGCAGAAGGUCAGAGUUUUCGAAAUGUUUUCAAAUUGACUUGUAGAGAUUUCUGCCACUAUCAUGUGAUACAAUACAUGCAAGGAAUGAUAUGCAGAAUGAAAUGUCUAGUUUUCAUUACCCAGAUCAUGACAAAUAUGUUUUAUUCAGUAGAAGAGUGGAAACUGCACUUCAGCACUACUAAAAACUUUCCCUACAACCAGACAUUAGAUAAUCAUAGGUUAAUUUAUUUUAUGUGCAAUGCAAGCUGAUUUCCAGAACAUUAUGGAUCCUAGAGUGGAUCCCAUUGCGUUAAUGAGUUGGGUGUACAUGCAUAAUGGAAGAUGCAGUUCCUUCAAAAUCGAUGGGAGUUUUUCCAUUAACUUCAAUCAGUGCUGGAUUUACACCCUUUUCAUUAAUAGAUUUCCAACCUUCCCACCAUUUUCUAUCUGCAAGGUUUAUUUUUAGCAUCUAUUGUCAUGUUACCCACGCUUGUUGUCUAUGCUUUAAUCACUGCAAGUCAGUGUGUGACAGCAGUAACUUUGCCUGACCUAAACACACACAUCCUUCCUAUAAAAUCUCACAAACAAACGCAUACACUUGAGAAAAUGUUGCAAAACUAAUUGGCACCUCAGAAGUAAGGACUGAAAUCAAUGGCUGUGUUUGUGCUAUGGUUUGUUUACUUGAUAAUGGAAACUGGAGGGUUUGCAGUUAAUUUUUUGAGAUAUUGUUGGUUUGGAGUUGCUCUUUGGAAAUGAUACCCGCUGCUUAUCAGAGCAGGGGAUUCCAUAUUUGUUUAUUUGUUAACUUUGUGGCAAGGGCAUGGUCUCCGCCUCAGUUCCUGUGUGGCACAGGAAAUAUUUGAUGGCAAUUUCCCUCCCUCACCACUGAUGCCCAAGCACAGGUAUGCACAGCAUCCAAUGCAGAGUCACUUCAUCAUCUGCCACCCUGCGUGUUGUUCCCAUUUCUAACAUUCUCAGUGGGGCCGUGCCUGAUGGAAUCAGCAAGCUAAGGGCUUGUUGUCCUUAGCAGAAGCAACAAGCUAAGCAUGUUGCCCGUAGCAUAAUCUUAUGCCUGUUUUCUCAUGCAGGAGUCCCACGACAUACAACCAGAUGUAUUCCCAGGGAAGCAGGGAGAGGACUGCAGCUUUAUCCCAGGGCUCUUGGUAUAUUUUCUUGGCUUAUGCUUGUGAUUUGAUAGCCAUCCAGCAUUUCAGCCUUCCCAGUUUGGCGGGCUCUUGCAUGUACAACCAGUGCCACCAGGGAUGCUCUGGCUAGCUAGUCCAACAGCAGAGCUUUGUCUUUUGGCUGGUAUAGGAAUGAAAUGAACAAAGCAGCUGUGGUGUGUGGCUGGGGAAGUGUUUACCUAGGGCAAUGUGGAAUGGAGAAAGUUCUACUCAUACACCGGGAUUUCUUCUUCCCCACUUUCAAUUUACUGCAGCCUUGACCAAUCUGUGCAUCAUGUAAACAAACCAGACAUAUAAAUGUGGGAAGAAGUUGUCAUCUCAAGACAACCAAGAAUGUAUUCAAGCACUUACUUUUGGCCCUAUUUCCAAACCCCGAGCCUUCUUUCUACUUUAGAAAAAGCAACAUGUACAGAGAGAGUGGGAAAGAGAAAGAGAGAGAAACUGCCACAGGCAAAAUGCUAAGAAAAUGUUCCAUGUGCACACACUCUUUGAGGGUGUUUUUGUUCUUUGUUUUUGCUUUGUGUUUCGUUUAAUGCCUCCAACCCCAUUCGAGAGUGGAACCCGGAUGGCUGGAUGGCGCAUGCUGGCCUUGCGGCCAAGGCGUGCAGUGAGGUGGAAAGACCAGGUGGGCCUUUCGCAAUGGAGAAAGGGCUUCUGACAUUCGUAUCAAAGCACUUCCUCUCAGAUGCGCUUGUCUGAAGGACCGUGGGUUGUGUGCACCAGGGGUCUGAUGUAAGAAGAGAAGCUUCUGAGCAGUUGAACUGGAUACUUGUUGUCUUUGAACUCUCUUAGUGUUUGGUGUAGAGUGCAUUAUUUUACAUUAAACUUGCUUGUCUGCAUAUAAACACUUAAGGAGUUAAAUUUGUUUCUCAGGCAAUCUCAGAUUUUCAUUUAUAGAUACGUUUCCUAAAGCAUAUUUUUUCAUAGAAUGUAGCCUGUAAAUAGCUUUUUAAAAUACCUUCUUUUUAUAAGAGCAAAGUAUCUUUAGAGAUUUCUUUCUAUAGAAUACUUCAUUAACCUUUAUACAAGUUUCUUGCUGAGUAUUAUCAACAGUUGUAUUUUAGGUUCUUGACUCUAAGAGAGAAAAGUUAGAUUUUGUCUUUGUUUUUAUUUUUGUUUUGUUUUGUUUCCUUUUUAUGUUGGCAUUGCCUGAAAAACAAGUAAAACUUUGUGCAGCCUUAUAGUGAAUCAAAUCAUACUAAAAACACAACCUAUUUAAGACACGUUCUGAAGAAGAAUCUUCAACUUUAUAAUACCAGCUCCUUGUUUCUUGUAUUCUGAGGGGAUACAAUUAUUUUAUUAGCACCUUGUGAAGUGUUUAUGUGUUUUGUGAUGAUGUAAUUUAUUAAUGUUUGUAGCUUUUUAUAUUUGUACAUUUCUUAUGAGCUUUGUUUAUAUACACAUUACCUGGAUGUGAUGUCCAUGAGGAAAAAACAGCUACAGAAACAACUGAGGCCUUAUUAACUAACCUUUCUAUGAUUAUGGUGGGGAGAUUGGGUCUGAAUUCUAGGAGUCAAAAAUGUUAGUUGAAUAGGGCCCCAGGGUUAUGCCGAGCAAGUUUUUUUAAGCUUCCCUAGUAUACUGUUCUUGUCAAGCAUUUAUAUAAUAUAACGCAGACAUCAUGCUGGUUUUUUAUUAUUAUGAUUAUUAUUAUGAUUAUUAUUAUUUUCGCAACAUGUACAUUUCUAACAAAGUUUAUUGUGGCUAUCUAUUACAGUGUUUUAUUUACCGAUUCAUAUCAAAUGCUCUUGUAUCAAGUCCAUGAAAUCUAAGUAAACUUAGAUCAAAAUUUUAAAAGUAAAAUAUUUCAGGUUUUGUAUAGAA